AUGUCCGAGAGAAAGGUCCUCAACAAAUACUACCCGCCGGACUUCGAUCCUGCCAAAAUCCCGAGAAGGAAGCUAGCCAAGGAUCGUCAGCAGGUCGUCCGGUUAAUGGCACCGUUCUCCAUGCAAUGCCUAUCUUGUACCGAAUUUAUUUACAAGGGGAAGAAAUUCAACGCUCGAAAGGAAGCUGCUGCUGGGGAGCAUUACUUUGGGAUCAAAAUCUUCCGAUUUUACAUCAAGUGCCCUCGAUGCUCGAAUGAGAUCACAUUUAAGACCGACCCCAAGCACUCCGAUUAUGUGGCUGAACACGGUGCCCAGAGAAACUUCGAACCAUGGAGGGAAGAGGAAGCAGCAAAGAAUGCAGGCUCCGACUCCGAUGAUGAUGUGGAAAGACUUCUUGCAGCUGAACAGGCGGAACUGGAGGAAGAGCAAGAGGAUUCGAUGCGAAGCUUAGAGAAGAACCAAGUCGAAAGCAAACGAGAGAUGGAGAUAUUGGACAAGCUGCAGGAGAUCAGAACUCGUAAUGCGCGUCUGGAGCGAUCUGGAAAUGGGCGUGGGGUCGAUGGAGUGCUGGCUAGUGUCAGCAGUCGGAUCCAAUCUGGUCUGGCGGGCACCAAGGAAAUACUGGAACAAGAACGCCAUUUACAGGAAGCGGAAGAAGAUGAGGCCGAAGUCGCAAAAUACUUCUCGAAGGUCGCUGCUCAACCUCUCAAGCCUUUGCCCAGCAUCGAAGAACACGAUGGCGAGGAAGGACCGAGGGCGUCUGGCUCUGGCAGCCAUCUGGAGCAGGAAGCUGGCGACAAAGAUGAUCUACAGCAGAAUGGAAUCAAUCCAACACCAGCAACGACUGGCCCCGAGAGUAUCACAAUCAAACGGAAAUUCACCGAUGUCGAACCUGACGUGCACUCCCUACUUUCCGAGAAAUCUCGCGAGAUGUUGGCAACUGCAUCUGGCUUUACUAAGCUUCCCCCAAAGAAAAAGAAAAACGCUACCAUGAAUGCACUGGGUGUGAAGAUAAAAAAGAAAUCUUAA
Messenger RNA from Puccinia triticina, 1029 nucleotides. RefSeq lists its product as uncharacterized. The transcript is spliced from 4 exons. Gene Ontology annotation, biological process: mRNA splicing, via spliceosome. Gene Ontology annotation, cellular component: U2-type catalytic step 1 spliceosome. The record is from RefSeq and is a predicted model, not a curated record. NCBI's taxonomy places the organism in Eukaryota, Fungi, Basidiomycota, Pucciniomycetes, Pucciniales, Pucciniaceae. Bases 1 to 1029 code for a protein of 342 amino acids.